Messenger RNA from Phlebotomus papatasi, 1911 nucleotides. RefSeq names its product dynein intermediate chain 3, ciliary-like. Bases 13 to 1911 code for a protein of 632 amino acids. NCBI's taxonomy places the organism in Eukaryota, Metazoa, Arthropoda, Insecta, Diptera, Psychodidae. The record is from RefSeq and is a predicted model, not a curated record. Gene Ontology annotation, molecular function: dynein light chain binding; dynein heavy chain binding. Gene Ontology annotation, biological process: outer dynein arm assembly; cilium movement. The transcript has 5 exons. Gene Ontology annotation, cellular component: outer dynein arm.
ACCAGGUGAGCUAUGUGGAAUGUGAGCCUCUGUGUGACGACAUCGGAGCUUGUCGCCUGGACUUAUUUUGGUCACAGGCCUCAGUCAGCAUCGAGAAUCCGUGGCGUGCACACCGCGAUCCGGAUGGAGAUCCAGUAUGUGUACCAGAAGGAGCGCCGUGACUUUGGCAAGCAGUGCUUCUUUGCCGACAAGAAUGAAUUGCUAUUCUCGGAGGGGCCCAACAGGGGCACCUUCAAGGAAUACAUCCAACGGAAUCCCAUGGACCGGGAGACACAGAAGAGUCGUCAGAUGUCCGCCAGUGAGGCUAACACCGAGAGAGCUGUGUUUGAGCACAAGGGCAUCAAUCACACGGAAGGGGGUUGGCCGAAGGACGUCAAUCUCGCCGAUCCUGAGCAGACGGUGCGAUACAAAAGGAAGAUUGAAAAGGACGAAUCCUACAUAGUUCAAGUGAUGAGUCUCACGAAGCCAAUGGAACACUGCAUCUUCCAAAAUAAUGCUGUAAAUAUCUAUGAGAACUACUUUGAGGACCUGGAGCCGGCACCUCUUGUUGAGAAAUGCAGCUCAAGGACGGUCAAUGUCUACAGGGAUCCAUCUGCAAUUCAGAGGAAUGUUACUCACCUUUCGUGGUCGCCAGAUUCCGGAAAACUGGCUGUAUCUCACUGCAAUCGGGACUUCCAUGAGGAUAGAUCUUCCCAAUCAAAGAAUUCCUAUAUUUGGGAAAUUGAGAAUCCCAAUGCCCCCCUUCAAACGUUCGAACCACCAAGUGCUAUUGUGUGCCUUGAGUACAAUCAGAAGGAUCCCUCGAGUCUCGUGAGUGGGAUGUUUUCUGGCCAAGUAGCCGGCUGGGAUACUCGGCAUGGGAAGAAGCCCAUAGCCCUGACAGAUCGAGAGGUCAGUCACCGAGAUCCGGUGAAUUCUGUUUUGUGGAUCAAUUCCAAGAGUGGAACAGAAUUUUUUUCCGGAAGUUCCGAUGGGCAGGUGAUCUGGUGGGAUACCAGGAAGAUUAAUGAGCCACUUGAUCGGUUACUUUUGGAUCCUAUUAAGACGGAUGAACAGAAUUUGGACAGAUCGUAUGGGUGUUCAGUACUUGAGUAUGAAACGACGAUUCCUACGAGAUUUAUGUGCGGAUCGGAACAGGGAAUGCUGUUCUCAUGCAAUCGGAAGGGAAAGUCGCCGAGUGAGAAGAUAAAUAUUCGGAUUAUGUGCCAUUUGGGACCAAUUUACACUGUGGCAAGGAAUCCUGCCUUUGUGAAGAACUUCCUGACUGUUGGGGACUGGACAGCUAGGAUCUGGUCAGAAGACUGUCGGGAGAGUGCAAUAAUUUGGACGAAGAAUCAUUCUUGCCUUCUAACAUGUGGCGAAUGGAGUUCAACCAAGGUGUCCAUGUUCUACAUCUCUCGGAUGGAUGGGGUUUUGGAUGCCUGGGAUCUGCUUCAGCAGCAAAAUGAUCCGGUGUUGAGUGUCAAGGUCUGUGAUGAACCAAUUCGGUGCUUGCGUUCUCACGAGGCAGGGCGUCUGAUAAGCGUGGGUAGUCAAAAAGGGGCAACGUAUUUGAUAGAGGUCAGCGAGAAUAUGUCCUUUUCCACGCGAAACGAUAAACCCUUGUUCACAGCCAUGCUGGAACGGGAAGCCAAGCGAGAGAAGAUUCUCGAGGCUAAGCUCAGGGAGCUGAAACUCAAGGUACGAGCUGCACAGAAGCAGGAUGAUGAUACUGAAGAGGCCAGGGCAUCACGACAAGCUGCUAUGGAUAGGGCAUGUCAACAGGCUCAGACUGACUACUUCAAGACUGUGGAAAAGCUAAGAUCUUCCCGGAAUCCUGACCUCUAUCCCUUGAGUGGUGACGAGGAGGAAGAUACAGCAGACAGGUCGGAAAUGAGCCAGAAAGAUACGGAUACCAGCGAAAAGCACUAA